Olea europaea var. sylvestris is the source of this 1703-nucleotide messenger RNA. RefSeq names its product polygalacturonase At1g48100. The coding region runs from base 85 to 1512 and encodes 475 amino acids. NCBI's taxonomy places the organism in Eukaryota, Viridiplantae, Streptophyta, Magnoliopsida, Lamiales, Oleaceae. The transcript is spliced from 8 exons. Gene Ontology annotation, molecular function: polygalacturonase activity. Gene Ontology annotation, biological process: carbohydrate metabolic process. The record is from RefSeq and is a predicted model, not a curated record.
ACGGGGCACCUCAAAGUAAUCAACCAGCCAUUAGCCUCUGCUGCAAAAACAUUCAUUGAAGAAGCAGAAGUGAAAAGUUGUGACAUGAAGGAAAACAAAAUUUCCUCUCUUCUUUUUAUUUUUGUACUUUGGCUCAUAAUUUUCGCUGCAUUUUCCGUCGAGGCGAAGAAAAACCAUAAGAAUAAGAGCAAAAUGCACAAGCAUAAUAAAAAAAGGCAUGGUAAUUAUUUUGCAAACUUUCCUUCUCCUUCUCCUUCUCCUUCUCCUUCUCCUUCUUCUUCUCCUGCACCGUCUGGCGUGUAUCCAACGCAGUCGGCCACUUUCAAUAUCUUGUCAUUUAGAGCUAAGGGUAAUGGAGUUUCUGAUGAUUCCAAGGCACUUUUAGCAGCCUGGAAAAGUGCUUGCAAAGUGACUGGAGCUGUCAUAGAGAUUCCUUCAGAAUUUAAGUUUCUCAUCAAACCCAUAACACUUCGAGGCCCCUGCAUGACACACCUAGUUUUUCAGAUUGAUGGGACUAUUAUGGCCCCUCCGAAUGUAGGUUCAUGGUCAAAAUCCAGUUUGUAUCAGUGGAUAAACUUCAAAUGGCUACAUAAUUUUACCAUCCAAGGUACAGGUAUAGUUGAUGGGCAAGGUUCUAACUGGUGGAGUUCUUCACAGAUAAAUCCCUUGAAGAAGAAGAGAUCCAAGAUUAUUCCGGACAUGAAACCAACUGCUUUAAGAUUCUAUGCUAGCUACAAUAUCACUGUUCGCGAUGUUAGAAUAGUAAACAGUCCUCUUUGUCACUUAAAAUUCGACAACUCUGAAGGAGUGAAGAUCAAUAAUAUUACAAUUUCUGCGCCUGAAACUAGCCCAAACACUGAUGGGAUUCACCUGCAGAACACCAAAGAUGUAGAAAUCCAGCAUUCCAACAUUGCAUGUGGAGAUGAUUGUGUAUCAAUACAAACUGGCUGCUCCAAUGUUCACGUCCAUCAUAUUAGCUGUGGCCCUGGACAUGGAAUAAGUUUAGGAGGACUAGGGAAAGACAGGAGUGUUGCAUGUGUCUCAAAUAUCAAAGUUGAAAACAUUUUCAUGGCGAACACUCUUUAUGGUGCAAGGAUCAAGACAUGGCAGGGUGGUCUUGGAUCAGUAAAAAACGUGACAUUUUCCAACAUUCAACUCUCAGAAGUUAAGGUCCCAAUAAUGAUUGAUCAAUACUACUGUGACAAGAACAUAUGCAAGAAUCAAACAGGAGCAGUGGCAGUUUCAGGAGUCAAAUUCGAUCAAAUAAUUGGAACUUAUUCUGCGCAACCAAUUCAUUUAGCCUGCAGUAAUUCUGUUCCAUGCGUUGACGUUGAUCUAAUUGAUAUCCAAUUAAAACCCUCUCCAGGAAGUGCAGGAAUCCAGCAGGCAUUGUGCUGGAACUCUUAUGGAAAAUCACGGGCACCCCUUGUUCCAUCAAGCAUGGAUUAUUGUGUGAGAAGCGGAAAUGACUUGGUAAAAAGAAUAUCAAGAUCAUAUGAAGAUAGAUGUUGAUAAAUAGUGAUAUGAUCUCUCUCUCUCAGAUAAUUUGCUUCCCUUUUGCAAUAGUUUUACUGCAAGGAGGAGAUGGUGUGGAUUUGCUUGCCGGGAUAAUAUGUACAAUUCCUGUUUCUAUGAAUGAAAUAAAUUGUGUUUUAACAUGUCAAAACCAAUUUUGGAAAUCAAGCUUUUUAGAAAUUCUUGAA